Molecule: messenger RNA, 4626 nt
Organism: Drosophila teissieri
Lineage: Eukaryota; Metazoa; Arthropoda; Insecta; Diptera; Drosophilidae
Gene: Fak
Product: focal adhesion kinase 1
Biological process (GO): protein phosphorylation; signal complex assembly
Cellular component (GO): focal adhesion; cytoskeleton
Molecular function (GO): protein tyrosine kinase activity; ATP binding
Source: RefSeq, a predicted model, not a curated record
AAUAACCAUUACUGGCUGAUAAAAGCCAGCGGGCGAGCAUACUUUCCAUAACUUGAAUCGACAAUGUGGCGUUGAAGUGAAAACACCGCAAGGUUCUCCGUGCAAUCCAUUCAAUAACCAUAUCAACCCCACACAUCUGGCGCAGACUGUAUGUAUAAACAGAUGCACAUACGGGGAUGUGCAUGUGUGUGCCCACUACCACAGACCGUAUUUCCAUAAACCGAGAGUUUGGCAAUAACGAAUCUCUCGCUUUCCCGACCAGAUUAAAGAAUUCGGUUAUAUAGCCCGCCGAUCGACGGCCCGUAACUCUGGCGUCGGCAGAGAGUGUGGGCGUGCAAGUGGGUUUCUCAGGGCAGUAAGGUGUGGUUCCACAACACCAUAAAGCAGACGAAAGCGAAAAAAAAAACCGAAACCGAAAAAAAACACAGAACUGGGUGGUGGGAAAGUCUCUCUUCUCUUCCACCUGUGAAGAUUCGCAGGAAGUCCGCCAGUUAGCUAGCUAUUGUGUCAUGCAAUCGAUAUCCGCCGUAACAUAUGCUUCUGGUAUCUCAGGUUGAAACCUCUAUCCGGAAUCGCCCACUGUGCGGUAACUGUGGACCAUGAACACCGCGGGAGCCACCAGUCAACCGCCGCCCACCAAAAAUGAGACACACUCCGAGGAGUACCUCAUCCAUGUGCAUAUGCCGAACAAGAGCUUUAAGGCUGUUCGGUUUAAUGUCAAGGAGACCGUUUUCCAUGUGAUCCGACGCACCGUCGAGGAUCUGGGCACGGAUGGAAGGACGCCCAGCAUACAGCGUUAUGCCUGCCGCAUGCUCAACAUGAUCACCAAGGAGGUGAUCUGGCUGGCAAGGAGCACUUCGAUGCAGAAGGUCCUGUCGCACAUCCUGACGCCCGGUUGCUCCAACGUUGACUGCCCCAACAAUCAGGCGGAGUUGGAUGAGGUUCUGCUGGAGCACGGCCGAAGGAUCACCGACAACAGGGUGUGGCGAGUGGAGCUCAGAGUGCGCUACGUGCCAAAUAAUAUUCAGGAGCUCUUCGAGGAGGACAAGGCCACAUGCUUCUAUUACUUCAAUCAGGUGAAAGAGGACUUUAUCCAAGCCAAUGUCACAUCCAUCGACACGGAAGUGGCGGUGCAACUGUGCUGUCUGGGUAUUCGUCAUUAUUUCAAGAACAUAACAGUGAAAGCACCGGACAAGAAGCAGCACAUUGACUACAUUGAAAAGGAAAUCGGAUUUAAAAGUUUUCUUCCUCAAUCUGUGAUAGCCACAUCAAAGCCAAAGAAUCUUAAGAAACUGAUCCAAGUCGGUUACAAAAAGGUCUACAAUUACAACGACAUUGAGUACUUGACGCGGUUCUUUGAUCUUCUGAAGAAUAUUUAUUUAACGAACUUUGAGCAGUUCGCGGUAACCCUGAGCUCGGCGUGGAAUAUUUCUGGAAUUCUACACGUCGGUCCUCACAUUGGAAUCUCUUACCAGACUCAUCCUCAGGCCAGCUUGACGAACGUGGCUCAGUUCAAAGAUGUGGUCGCUAUUAAAACGUGCACUUUACCAAAGGAAAAACUGUCCAAGUCUGGCGAGAAUACCACAGAACCAGAGCUUCAGAACUUCAAUUGCAACUGCCAGAAGAUUAAAACCCAGAUCAAAAUAUCAGCAUCAAACAAUGUGGAAGAUUUGGUUAUAACAUGCAAUGGUAUUAAUACCGCUGAGAGUAUUGCUGACCUUAUUGACGGUUACUGCAGGCUGUUAUCAAAAGACCUAGAGUUCACAAUUUGGCAUCGAGAGACAACCGCGUCGAACGAAGAUAGCGCAAAAGCAUUGCCCAACGAUGCGACGCUGGGGUCUAAUAAAUCAACUUCAAGCCAGGGGAAACCGAUGCUGACCGAUGAUUAUGCCGAGAUUGGAUUAUUGGAGGGCGAGGGCGACUACUCUACGCCCACCGUUCGGAAUUAUGAGUUGGACAGAGCCCUCAUUACGCCGAGCGCUAAAAUUGGUGUGGGUCAGUUUGGUGAUGUCUAUGUAGGCACGUAUACGCUUCCGAAAUUGGGCAAGGGAAAGAACACCCCAGGAAAUGGGAAAAAUAGCAAUAGUGACCAAAGAAAUGCCGAUCCAAGGCCAGAUGUUAUUCAAGUGGCAAUAAAGACAUGUAAAGCUAACGAUGAUCCCGAAAAAACCGAAAACUUUCUUGCCGAAGCUUAUAUUAUGCAAAAAUUCGAUCAUCCGCAUAUUAUUCGCCUAAUUGGCAUUUGCAGCGUAAUGCCCAUUUGGAUAGUCAUGGAAUUGGCCAAACUGGGUGAACUGCGCGCCUACUUGAAGACAAACAGCGAGAGAUUAAGCCACGGUACGCUACUGAAGUACUGCUAUCAGUUGUCAACUGCUCUCAGUUAUUUGGAAUCCAAGAAGUUUGUUCACCGAGAUAUUGCGGCGCGUAAUGUACUUGUCAGCUCACCAACGUGUGUUAAGUUGGCUGAUUUUGGAUUAUCACGUUGGGUUUCCGAUCAGUCGUAUUAUCACUCAACACCCACAGUUGCCCUUCCCAUCAAAUGGAUGUCGCCCGAGUCAAUAAAUUUUAGAAGAUUUACCACUGCUAGUGAUGUUUGGAUGUUUGGUGUCUGCAUUUGGGAAAUACUCAUGCUCGGUGUUAAGCCUUUCCAAGGCGUCAAGAACAGCGAUGUUAUAUUAAAGCUCGAAAACGGAGAGCGUCUGCCAUUGCCUCCCAACUGCCCGCCUAGAUUAUAUUCGUUAAUGUCCCAAUGCUGGGCAUACGAGCCUCUUAAACGACCAAAUUAACGGAUCAAGGAAACUCUGCAUGAAAUUCUUAUCGAAGACAGCAUUAAUUCAUCGGAGACACUGAAGCGGGAGCAACGAAAAGUGGCUUCCAUGUCCUGGAUUGGCAGUGAUGACAUCGACAUUCCGCCAUCAAAACCUUCAAGGGUGAUGCACGAUCCUGACAUUACUGGUUUAAUGCCUGAAACAACGGGGCUACCUCAGACUUAUAUUAUUGCGCAAAAUCCCGCGGUGCUGGCCAAGCUGAUGAUGGAGAACCAGAAACGAGGCAUAAAUCCAGCGGCGUACACCACACCAGCUUCGGGCAUUCACAAUGUUUUGGGCGAAAAACUAAGACAACAGCAAAAGAAUAGUAACAGCGAUAGCGAAUGGUUAAUUCAAGAGGAAUUGCUGCGGCAGAGAUCCUGCUCAAUACCUCAAGGAUCGAUCAAUGAUCACCAGGCACAAAUGUUUAAGCUUGACUUCAUGUCAGCCGGUCCUUCUAGUUUACCGGAUUGCUCGAACUCCAGUUCGCGACCGAUGACACCAAAUGCAAAUCUCUCUUCCCUGAAGUCGAACCACUCAUCGACAGAUCAUUUGUCCAGCUUGACGGCUGCAGAUGAACAGAUGGGCCCAAAUGCUCGAAACUUAGGCAGUGCUGUUUCAAGUCGACCACUGAACCGCGCAGAUGAUGAAGUUUAUUGCGCCACCACACUGGUGGUCAAAUCCAUAAUGGCGCUGUCACAAGGUGUGGAGAAAGCCAAUACCGAGGGUUAUUUGGAACUGGUUAAGAAUGUGGGCGUCAAGUUGAGAAACUUACUCACAUCGGUGGACAAAAUAUCUGUAAUUUUUCCAGCACAGGCACUCAAGGAAGUGCAAAUGGCACAUCAGGUACUUUCAAAAGACAUGCAUGAAUUGGUCUCAGCGAUGCGAUUGGCCCAGCAAUAUAGCGACACAACGCUGGAUUGUGAAUAUCGCAAGAGUAUGCUGUCUGCUGCCCACGUAUUGGCUAUGGACGCCAAAAACCUGUUUGAUGUCGUCGAUUCAAUUCGUCAACGUUAUCAGCAUCUAUUCCCGCCUAAAGAAACUAAUUGUUUAUCAAGUUUUGAGUCAACUUCUGGCUCUAUUGUCACAGAGCCGGUAAAUGACCUUGGUGGAUAUAUAAAGACGAGCACAUCGGGAGAUUUGCUUCAAAACACGGGAAUUUAUGAUAAUGAUCUGCAUCAUAGCUUCAACUCGCAAUUGCAGUUGCAAAACCCAAAAGCCAGCAUAGACUUGAGCGGUGGUGGUAGUCUGCAGAGAGGAAUGAGUCUUGGCUUGGACACCACCAGGUCGACAAAUGAACCCUUGCGAAUUGUUGAGGAGACGCUCGGCAGCCCGGGGGAACAUAUGUACUGCAAUACGUCCGCCUUGCACGGCCACGCGUAAUUUUAAAAGCUUGUUCGUUUUCUUUGCGAAGAUAGAUAUUAAUUUAACAACCGAACUACUGUACAUACUUAAUAUACAUAUAUAUAUAUCAGAAUAUGUAUAUCACUCGAACUAUUCAGCGGUUAAUUCGCUUAUCUACGUACGGAAUAUACAUAGCUUUGAACAUACUUACUCACUAAAGUUUGACGAGACCCCAACUCGGCCGGCCGCAUUCUCACAUCGUCAUGUAGUCAAAAUAAUUUAAGAAACAAAGACACGUUUUUGAAUGAAGAUGGCUAGUAAUAGUAAUUUAUAGAUAAUCUACUCGAUCUAAUACAACUAAAAAUUGAAUUCAUCAUCAUUUCGGGUGUGUUUUAAGACAUUUAUAUUGUGAUUUAUAGUUUACCAUCAUAAGCUUUACUCGAAGCUAAUUAUUUUGGUGCAAGGUUCAAUCACA